Pectinophora gossypiella (pink bollworm) is the source of this 1106-nucleotide messenger RNA. It is a transcript of the gene Mlc2, whose product is annotated as myosin regulatory light chain 2. Gene Ontology annotation, molecular function: myosin heavy chain binding; calcium ion binding. The coding region runs from base 153 to 761 and encodes 202 amino acids. NCBI's taxonomy places the organism in Eukaryota, Metazoa, Arthropoda, Insecta, Lepidoptera, Gelechiidae. The transcript is spliced from 3 exons. Gene Ontology annotation, cellular component: cytoplasm; myosin II complex. Gene Ontology annotation, biological process: locomotion; post-embryonic development. The record is from RefSeq and is a predicted model, not a curated record.
UCGUGCGCAACAGGCAGAAUCGGGAGUGGAGGGGAGAGCGCGCGGGGAGGGGAACGACUCCAGGGUACUCGGGAGGGAACGAAAUCUCGGAGUCAGGGUGGGACUGCCGAACGGUACAGUCACUCCUUCGUCGACGUCCAACAAACAACACAAUGGCUGAUAAGGACAAGAAGGUAAAGAAGAAGAAGGCGAAGGAAGAUGCGCCAGCUGAGGAAGCAUCCGCGCCCGCGUCGGGCGGCGGCAGCGAGCGCCAAAGCUCGCGCGGCAGCCGCAAGGCCAAGCGCACCGGCUCCAACGUCUUCUCCAUGUUCUCACAGAAGCAGGUCGCUGAGUUCAAGGAGGCCUUCCAGCUAAUGGACCACGACAAGGACGGUAUCAUCGGCAAGAACGACCUCCGCGCGACGUUCGACUCGCUCGGCAGACUGGCCUCCGAGAAGGAGUUGGAUGAGAUGGUGAACGAGGCCCCCGGCCCCAUCAACUUCACCCAGCUGCUGACCCUCUUCGCCAGCCGCAUGUCCGGCGGCUCUGAUGAGGACGACGUCGUCAUCAACGCCUUCAAGACCUUCGACGAGGAGGGCAAGAUCGACUCCGAGAGGCUCAGGCACGCGCUCAUGACCUGGGGCGACAAGUUCUCCGCCGACGAGGUCGACGAGGCAUACGACCAGAUGGACAUUGAUGAUAAGGGCUACAUUGACACCACCAAGCUGAUCACCAUGCUCACCGCCAGCGGCGAGGAGGAGGAGGGCGGAGAGGCCGCGUAAGGCUCCCCCCCACCACCCCUGAGCCACGACCAACCGCUGCCAGUCCACGCGCGCCCGCCCGGCCGCCGGUUCACAAACAUCAUCACCUCGCGAACCGAUACUUUUAUAACUAUUAUAUAAUUUAUUGUUUCCAUUUUUUAAUUUAUAUAUAAUGAAAAUAUAGUUCUACUAUAACCAAAAUGGUGUAGUACUGUCCCCGUACUAUGUGAUUUUUAUAUGAAACAACUGAAGACAAUUUAUUUUGUAAGAAUACUAUGUAUUCUUGUUACCACAAUAAAUAAGUAAAUAAAGUACGAUCAAGUCUGACCUAAGUGAGGUGCGCCGAGUAACGGCCACAUUUUAUAA